AUGGUAGGAUUAGAAUAUGGUGGAGGAUGUACGAACAUUAUAAUGACUAAAAUACCAUGUCAACAGCUCGUUGGACAGUGGAAUAUGUAUCCGAACUAUCAAUCGCAAAACUACAAUGCCAGAUCAUACCGCGGAAUAAUUCCACAUGCGUUCAUACCAUAUACUAGUGAGAGUAUAAUUCCUCAGACCACAGGGAUUUCGAUGGAUUUACUGAACCCUGGCAUAUUGCUAGACAAUGUAGAAGCAGCAGCAAUAGGCAGCAGUGCUCUGGCUCCAAAACUGUUAGGAGCCAAUAUUCUGAAUGACAAGAAUAGAUUCGUGGUGAAUGGUUGUUCGUAUGAUAUAAAUGGUAGUAGAUGCAUUGACAAUUUAAAUCUUUGUAAAGGAAAAUGCAAAAACUUUGGUGAUAAUUUAACUCAUGACUGCAGGUGUGUACCAGAAGACCUGCUAACUAUUUUAGGCUUGACUACGAUUCGGAAAUAA
Molecule: messenger RNA, 483 nt
Organism: Loa loa (African eye worm)
Lineage: Eukaryota; Metazoa; Nematoda; Chromadorea; Rhabditida; Onchocercidae
Exons: 3
Coding region: 1-483 (160 amino acids)
Source: RefSeq, a predicted model, not a curated record